Mirounga angustirostris (Northern elephant seal) is the source of this 2903-nucleotide messenger RNA. RefSeq names its product katanin catalytic subunit A1 (gene KATNA1). Gene Ontology annotation, biological process: microtubule severing. Gene Ontology annotation, cellular component: microtubule cytoskeleton. The transcript has 9 exons. Lineage: Eukaryota; Metazoa; Chordata; Mammalia; Carnivora; Phocidae. The record is from RefSeq and is a predicted model, not a curated record. Bases 1425 to 2738 code for a protein of 437 amino acids. Gene Ontology annotation, molecular function: microtubule binding; ATP hydrolysis activity; microtubule severing ATPase activity.
UCAAAUAAAUAAAUAAAAUCAUAAAAAAAAACUAUGCACAAUGAUGUAAAGAAAAAUAUUCUCAUAACAAAUGUAAAGAUAGGAAAUCCCAGUAGGAAAAUAAAGGGUGUAAGAACCAAAAGGGAAUGUCCUUUGAUUGAAGACAUAAACUGGCAGAAUAUGAGAAAACCCAUGAGAGGGCCAAUAAAUUGCAUUAUUUAAUUGCAUGUAGAAUAAAAGUAUCUCUGGAAGAUAAUUAAUGAAUUUGAUGUCAUUGAUUAUCUCUGGGGAUGGGAACUGGAUUUCAAGGUUGGCAAGAAAGUAGACUUCUCACUAUAUAGCCUUUUGUAUCAUUUGAAUUUUGAACCAUAUAAAUAUAAAUACAUAAAGUGGCAAUAAAACCAAAAUCUUUUAAGUUCAAGUGGAGGACCUGAGCGUAGACAAAGGAAACUAAGCUUUCAUUGAAACGGGAGGCAAAAGCCAAAGGGCAAGUGUGAAGCAGAGGCAUGUGUAAAUUGGAGGGUACAAGCAUUGUGAUUAGGUUUAACUGCAUAUAAAACCCAAAACCCAAUCACUGCUUAGACAUACAGUAUCUGGAGUUGGCACUCCACAGCAGGUAUGGCAGCUCCACAAAGUCAGCCCACACUUCGUCUGUUCAAUUCUGCUACCUUCAUCAUAUGGCUUAUAUCCUAUAAGUGACUGACAUCAGCAGCUGGCUGCUUAUUUCUAUCCAUCUGUUCCCUGUUCUCACCUGGUAAAAAGAGGGGAUGGUGAGAAGGGGGUAAGGGAGAGUUUCAGGACCUCUCCCUUUAAGGUGUCUUCCUAAGAGUUCUAUAUAACACUUCCACUGGCCAGAAGUCAGAUCCAUGGCCACACCUAACUGCAUGAGAGUCUGGAAAUGUAGUCUGCAUUCCAGAUGGUCCCAUUCCAUCAAGCUUGGUUCUGUUACUGAGUAAGAAAAUGAGUAUUUGGUGGCCAGAUGGUAGUCUCUGCCACAGGGAGCAAGUUGAGGGAAUUUCAAUCUGAUAGCUUCCAUUUUCUCCUCUGGUGGAGACAUCGUGAUUUGCUGAAAGGGCGGAAAUGGGUAGAAGUUGGCUUGAGGAAAGUGGUGAAAGUUUGAAAUAACUGAUGUGAAGCGAGUAGGAGAGAACUGAGGCAGAACAUGCAGAAAAGUGUAUUUCAGGUGGGUUGGAAGUUACAUAAUUGUGGUGCAUCAAUCUUCAUGGUGGUGUGAUUUCUUUUUUUUUUUUUCCCGUAGUAUCCAGCAGUCUGGCAGUAGCACGACAGUGAUGGAAGCUAUUAUUUGGGAAGAAAAGCUUAGUGAACAACGCUGGGGAUCUGCCCCUGUUUGUUACUGCAAAUAUUGCCACAUAAUCUAAAAAUUCAACAGAUUCUUAAUCAUGGUUAGAAUUUUCUCAUCUUAUACAUACUCUGUAUUCUAAGAGAUGGCUCAAAUGUUUGAAGAUGUAGGCAAGGAUUGCCAGAUACAACUGACCAGCUUACGAUUGAGCAUGAGUCUUGUUAUGAUUAGUGAGAAUGUAAAAUUGGCCCGUGAGUAUGCGCUGCUGGGCAACUAUGACUCUGCGAUGGUGUAUUAUCAGGGCGUUCUUGACCAGAUGAACAAGUAUCUGUACUCGGUCAAAGAUACCUAUCUCCAGCAGAAAUGGCAACAGGUUUGGCAGGAAAUAAAUGUGGAAGCUAAACAUGUUAAGGAUAUUAUGAAAACACUGGAGAGCUUUAAGCUAGACAACACUCCACUGAAAGCUGCACAACAUGAGCUUCCAGCCUCUGAAGGGGAAGUCUGGUCCUUGCCUGUACCUGUUGAACGAAGACCCUCACCGGGACCUAGAAAACGCCAGUCUCCUCAGUACAGUGACCCUAAGCCACACGGUAACCGUCCAAGUACAACCGUCAGAGUUCACCGUUCUUCUGCACACAAUCUUCACAACGACAGAGGGAAAGCUGUUCGUUGUCGGGAAAAGAAAGAACAGAGUAAAGGAAGAGAGGAAAAGGGAGUGUUGAUGGUUGGCCCACCUGGCACAGGAAAGACCCUCCUUGCUAAAGCAGUAGCUACGGAAUGCAAGACAACAUUCUUCAAUGUGUCUUCGUCAACUCUGACUUCCAAAUACAGAGGGGAGUCUGAGAAGCUUGUUCGUCUUCUGUUCGAAAUGGCUCGGUUUUACUCUCCAGCCACCAUAUUUAUCGAUGAGAUAGAUUCCAUUUGUAGUCGCAGAGGGACUUCUGAGGAGCACGAAGCAAGCAGAAGGGUGAAAGCCGAGCUGCUGGUUCAAAUGGAUGGUGUUGGAGGUGCUUCUGAAAAUGAUGACCCUUCCAAAAUGGUUAUGGUUCUGGCAGCUACUAAUUUUCCCUGGGAUAUUGAUGAGGCAUUAAGACGACGUCUUGAAAAAAGAAUCUAUAUUCCAUUACCAUCAGCAAAAGGCAGGGAGGAGCUGUUACGAAUAAAUCUACGUGAACUGGAAUUGGCUGAUGAUGUUGACCUUGCAAGCAUAGCAGAAAAUAUGGAAGGUUAUUCAGGUGCAGACAUUACCAAUGUGUGCAGGGAUGCAUCCUUGAUGGCAAUGAGAAGGCGUAUUGAAGGUUUGACCCCAGAGGAAAUCAGAAAUCUUUCAAGAGAAGAAAUGCACAUGCCUACAACUAUGGAGGAUUUUGAAAUGGCUUUAAAAAAGGUCUCUAAGUCCGUUUCUGCUGCAGACAUUGAAAGAUAUGAGAAGUGGAUAUUUGAGUUUGGAUCAUGCUAAAUUCUCACAUGUAAACUGUGAGAAGCCUGCCUUAAGUGUUUGAGUAAUAAUUAAAUGUAGUAUUUCAUUGCACUGAGUGCUAUAUUUUUUUUAAACUUUGAUAAUGGUAAGAUUAAAAAAAAGUGUGAUUCUGAAUAAAGGCAAUUUUUUAAAGCUGAAAGCAAA